Molecule: messenger RNA, 2762 nt
Organism: Aedes albopictus (Asian tiger mosquito)
Lineage: Eukaryota; Metazoa; Arthropoda; Insecta; Diptera; Culicidae
Gene: Sardh
Product: sarcosine dehydrogenase, mitochondrial
Exons: 7
Coding region: 39-2738 (899 amino acids)
Cellular component (GO): mitochondrion; mitochondrial matrix; cytoplasm
Molecular function (GO): protein binding; sarcosine dehydrogenase activity
Source: RefSeq, a predicted model, not a curated record
CUAAAGAAAAGUGAAAAUAGUCGACUAAACGGUAGAAAAUGUUUCGGUUAGGGAAGCAAAGUGUCGCAAAGUUUAAAGAACAGAUCGGUGGCCAGAGGGCGUUGGUUGACAGGAUUAGUAGUGAACUUGCCAAGCGCAGUUUGUCGUCGGGAUCGAGCUUACCGGAAAGUGCCGAUGUGGUUAUCAUCGGAGGCGGAUCAGCUGGAUGCAAUACGCUGUAUCAGCUAACGAAACGGGGCAUACGUGCCGUAUUGUUGGAAAAGGCUAAGCUCACCGCAGGCACCACAUGGCACACGGCAGGUUUGGUAUGGCGCCUGCGGCCCAACGAUGUGGAGAUCAAGCUACUGGCUUCGACCAGGAACCUGCUGAUGAGCUUGGAGGAAGAAACUGGCUACAAUUCGGGAUGGAUCAACAACGGUGGACUGUUUAUAUCUCACUCCGACGAACGCUUGGACGAGUACAAACGCUUGGCUACGCUCGGCAAGUGCUUUGGCAUUGAAAGUCAGAUUCUAUCACCGCACGAAGCCCAGAAGGUGUUUCCACUGCUAGAUCCCACGUCUUUCACGGGGGCUCUGUUCUCUCCGGGAGAUGGCGUCGUAGAUCCAGCGAUGAUGUGCACGGCGCUAACAAAAGCUGCCUUGGCCAACGGAGGAACCGUAGUGGAGGACUGUACGGCUACCAAAAUCGUAACAGGAGAAAACCUGCUGGGCGUUAAGGAUGUCCGAGGCAUAGUCACCAACAAGGGAACCAUCCGGACGAAUACGGUUGUCAACGCCACAGGCGUUUGGGGUAGAGACCUUAUCGAACCAUUGGGCAUCCAUCUACCAUUGAUCCCUAUGAAGCACGCGUAUGUCGUUUCCGAAACUAUGGAAGGCAUCCACCAAAUGCUACCGAAUAUCCGGGAUCACGACUAUUCGAUAUACUUCCGCAUCCAAGGAAAGUCCAUCUGCAUGGGAGGCUACGAGAACAACCCCGUCUUACUGGACCGAGUCCCGGGAGAUUUCCACUUCGGCUUAUACGACCUGGACUACUCUGUGUUCGACACGCACAUCCAAGGCGCGGUCAAGCUGUGCCCGGAAUUCGGCACCGCCGGUAUCAAGAGUACGAUCUGCGGGCCGGAGUCCUUCACGCCAGAUCACAAGCCCUUGAUGGGACCGGAUCCUUUGAUCAACGGGUUGUUCCACAACUGCGGGUUCAAUUCGGCCGGUAUGAUGCUGGGCGCUGGGUGUGCCGAGCAGCUUGCCCAAUGGAUCAUCCACGAUAGGCCAGACCUGCACAUGUUCGCUUACGAUGUCCGUCGGUUUUCUCCGAAACAAAAGAAGGCCCUCAAUUGGGCCACGGAAAGAAGUCACGAGGCGUACGCUAAGAACUACAGCAUUGUGUUCCCGCACGAUGAAGCACUCGCGGGACGAAACUUCACCGUAGAUCCGUUCCAUAAGCAAAUGAUCCAACACGGAGCGGUGAUGGAGGAACGACAUGGUUGGGAACGACCAGGAUACUUCCUUCCGGAAGACACAGUGGUUGUUCAAUCGUACGAUUGGUAUGGAUACUACGAUUAUCCGAAGAAUACGAAUACCAACUAUGAGGACACUUUGAAGAAGGAUUACACCUUCGGAUUUCCAGAACAUCAUGAUCUGAUUGGCGAGGAGGCACUGACUUGCCGCCAUGACGCAGCUAUGUUCAACCUUAGUUACUUCAGCAAGUUGUUCCUCACCGGAAGCCAAGCCAAGGAAGCCGUUGAGUGGAUCUUUACCGGCGAUUUGAACAAGCCGAUCAACAAAACUGUCUACACUUGUGCGUUGAACAAACGAGGCGGCGUUGAGGCUGACGUAACCAUCAGCGUCGUUGAGUCCGGACAGGGGGAACUUCACGAUCCAAUCUUCAAGGGACGUGGCUACUACAUCGUAGCGGGUGGAGCUUCGGCCUACCACACCAAGUCGCACAUUUGGGCGGCCAUUCAGGAGAAGGCCCUCCGGGCCGUCGUUACCGAUCACACCGAAGAGCUGGGCGUCCUCUCGAUCCAGGGCCCAAAGAGUCGAGAAAUCAUCCAGAAGAUCACCGAUUUCGAUCUCAGCGACGAGGAAAAGCUACCGCCGAACUCCACUGCCAUCUUGAGCAUCCAGAUCAACCCGUUCUACAAGUGUAACGUGCGAAUUCUGCGGGUUAGCUUUGUCGGAGAGCUGGGUUACGAGUUGCACAUUCCGGAGGAGAGUUGCAACGAUGUCUACAAUGCGUUGAUGAAGGCCGGCUACAAGGAGGGACUGAGGAAUGCCGGAUACCGUGCUCUGUACUCGUUGAGUAGUGAAAAGGGUUACCACCUGUGGGGAUACGAUUUGCGAACGGAUGAUACGCCGGUGGAGGCCAAUUUGGGAUUCACCUGCCGGAAGCGUGGAGACUAUCAGGGACGGGCCGCUGUCGAGAGGCAACUGGAGAACGGAGUGAGCAAGCGACUGGCUUUCUUCACUCUCAAUGAACAGGUUCCCAUCUGGGGCUUGGAAGCGGUGUAUCGCAACGGGGAAAUCGUCGGACACCUUCGGCGAGGCGAAUAUGGCUACACUCUGCAGAAACCCAUCGGCCAGGCGUACAUCACCCGAAAGGAUGGCGACUACAUCACAAACGAGUACAUCAAGAGCGGCCACUAUCAGAUCGAAAUCAUGGGAAAACUGCACGACGCCCAGUGCCACCUCAGAAGCCCGUUCGAUCCGAAGGGCGAGCGGAUAUUAGGAAUUUAUAAAUAAAAAUGUUAACUAGUUUUACAACAA